AUGUCGGGCGCGGACAUCUUCGACGUCACCUCGAAGGAGCUGUUCAACCGCGAGCACCACCACGUGCGCAUCCGCCUGCACCAGGCCGUCUUUGACAAGGUCCUGAAGGACGGCGCGGAGGACGUCGACUCGGGCUACGGCCUGGUCGACGAGUUCCUGCUGGACGACUAUGCUAUAUCCAACGUCGGCAUCAAGGUCCGCGGCAACACCUCCGCCGCCAACGUCAAGCGCCAGUUCAAGUUCAAGUUCGACGCCACAAAAGUCUUCAAGUGGCAGGACGGCGCCAUCGCAGACGUCGAACUCGACCCCGACAACGACGACAGACGCUUCCUCGGCGAGCAAGGCUUCUCCGUCAGGGCCAGCCAGAACGACCCCGCACGCAUCCGCGAGAUGCUCUCCGGCAAGGUCUUCCGCGAGGCCUUCACGGGCGACGAAGACCCGCAGCGCCCGUGGCGCACCCGCGGCGGACUCGUCUAUCGCGCCGCCUUUGGUACCCUCUACGUUACUAACGGCCGCAGGGUCGAGGAAGGGUACGACCCCAACAACCCUGGCUAUCGCGUCAAGUACGGCGACUACCUGUACGAUCCCAAGGGACUCUAUGUCAUCACGGAGAACAUCGACAAGACCUUUUUGAAGACCCGCUUUGAGCGCUUCCCAAACGAGAAAAUCAAGUGCUACCUCUUCCAGGCCGACAAGGGCCGCGCUCAUUUCACCAAGGAAGAGUACACGCGCGUGGGCUGGAAGCUCGAGCUGGCCAAGGGGAAGAAUGCCAAGGACGAAGACGAUUUCGCCAAGGGCGACGAGAAGAUGGGACAUCUCAUCGACCUGCUCGCCUCGAACCCUUCCGAGGACCAGAUCCGCGAGACCUUGGACAUGGACAGCGUCAACGGCUACCUCGCCGCGGCCCUGCUGUGCACGCACUGGGACAGCCUGGCCGCCAACCGCAACAACGACUUCAUGAUGUACUGGAAGCGCGACGUCCUGGACGACCAGAUGCAGCCCGUCCCGGACACCACGCCCGGGCGCGAAGGGGAGGACAAGAAGGAGGCCAAAUGGUACAUGAUCACGUGGGACUUGGACAACACUCUGUGGGACAAGUAUGGCGAGUCGAGCGACGUGCGCAACCCGUACAAGAACUGGUUCUCCAACUACAUCUACCAGCCGGCCAAGAAGGACCAGUGCAAGGCCAAGCUGUUUGACGUCGUGUACGGAGAGAAUAACAAGAAAGUCAGGGCCGUGUACGACCAGGUUCUAAGGGACAUGCUCGCCGGGUACUACAGCAAGAAGGAGUACGAUGAGACGGUUGAAGAGCUGAAGGAGCGCGUUUCAAAGGCGAUCGAGGAUACCAAAAAGGCGGUUGCUAGUGCAGGAUGGCAGCAAAACUGGGGGGAGACGUGCAAUCAUCGGGACUUUGAGGACAUCAAGGACCACGCCGAUGACCGCAGGCAUCCCAUCGGGUCGCAGCUGGAUUAGAGGGAGAUGUAGAACCAGUGGUGCAUUUGAUGCAUGGCGAGAAGCGACGAAAAACAAGCCGUACUAACGGUGUACGUUUGAGGUGGAGCUUCUGCGCGACGGUGAGAAUAGGAAUAGAGAUGCAGUACCCUUGGUAGUGGACUCUGGAAGCAGAUAAACGAAUUGCACGAAUUGGAAUGUAGUGUCAGCACGGUUGGACGCAAAA
Chondrus crispus (carragheen) is the source of this 1678-nucleotide messenger RNA. RefSeq lists its product as hypothetical. The transcript is spliced from 2 exons. Bases 1 to 1473 code for a protein of 490 amino acids. Lineage: Eukaryota; Rhodophyta; Florideophyceae; Gigartinales; Gigartinaceae. The record is from RefSeq and is a predicted model, not a curated record.